Didymodactylos carnosus is the source of this 219-nucleotide messenger RNA. Lineage: Eukaryota; Metazoa; Rotifera; Eurotatoria; Philodinida; Philodinidae. The record is from the annotation of a GenBank genome assembly.
AUGAGUACUAUUACUGCAGAAAAACCAACAUCGGUUGGCGUCAAGGCGCCCAUAUCAAAAGAUGUUAAGCACGAAGCCAAUAGUUAUUUAACUCGUGCUAAAAAAUUAGAAAAUGAUAAAAAUUAUGAAGAAGCAACAGUGUUAUAUAAACGUGUUAUAUCAUUGAUCCAAGCUCAUGAAAAUGAGAAUACGGUAGAUGCACAAUCGGCAACAGAAUAA